AAACAUAAUUUAUAAUUUCUUCUCUUUCAGCCUACUAAACUUGAAGAAGAUAUUAAAAAGAUGUGGAAGUUGAAGAUUGCAAAAGGACAAGAUGAUCGAUACUUGUAUAGUACAAAUAACUAUAUUGGACGACAAAUAUGGGAGUUCGAUCCAAAUGCUGGAACAAUAGAAGAACAAGCCAAAAUCGAAGAGGCACGUCAACAUUAUUGGAACAAUCGUUACAAAGUUAAGCCUAAUAGUGAUCUUCUUUGGAGAAUGCAGUUUUUGAGAGAGAAGAAUUUCAAACAGAGAAUUAGAGCAGUAAAAGUAGAAGAAGGAGAAGAAAUUAGCCAUGAAAUUGCUACAGUUGCAUUGCGUAGAGCUGUUCAUUUCUUCUCAGCUUUACAGGCUACUGAUGGACAUUGGCCUGCUGAAAGUGCUGGUCCUCUCUUCUUUCUUCCACCUCUCGUUAUGUGUAUGUAUAUCACUGGGCAUCUUAAUACUGUAUUUCCAGCUGAACAUCGGAAGGAAAUUCUUCGUUAUAUAUACUGUCACCAGAAUGAAGAUGGUGGAUGGGGUUUGCACAUAGAAGGUCACAGUACUAUGUUCUGUACAGCUAUGAGUUACAUUUGCAUGAGGAUCCUUGGAGAAGGACCAGAAGGCGGUGUUAAUAAUGCGUGUGCUAGAGCAAGGAAAUGGAUUCUUGAUCAUGGUAGUGUCAUCGCCAUUCCUUCUUGGGGAAAAACAUGGCUCUCGAUUCUUGGAGCUUUCGAAUGGAUAGGAACCAAUCCAAUGCCACCUGAGUUUUGGAUUCUUCCAUCUUUUCUUCCCGUGCAUCCAGCAAAAAUGUGGUGUUACUGCCGAACGGUCUACAUGCCAAUGUCUUAUCUCUAUGGGAAGAGAUUUGUUGGUCCAAUCACACCUCUUAUUUUGAAAUUGAGGGAAGAGCUGUAUGAUCAGACAUAUGAUGAAAUUAACUGGAAAAAAGUGCGCCAUGUAUGUGCUAAGGAGGAUCUUUAUUACCCGCAUCCUUUUGUUCAAGAUUUGAUGUGGGAUAGUCUCUACAUAUGUACCGAGCCUCUAUUGACUCGUUGGCCUUUCAACAAGUUGAGAAAUAAAGCUCUUGAAGUUACCAUGAAACACAUACACUAUGAAGACGAGAAUAGUCGAUACAUCACCAUGGGAUGUGUGGAAAAAGUAUUGAGUAUGCUCGCUUGUUGGGUUGAGGAUCCCAAUGGCGAUCAUUUCAAAAAACAUCUUGCUAGGAUCCCAGAUUUUUUAUGGGUAGCUGAAGACGGAAUGAAAAUGCAGGGUUGUGGUAGUCAAUCAUGGGAUGCUAGUCUUGCUAUUCAAGCGCUAUUGGCCAGUGAGAUGAAUGAUGAGAUAUCAGAUACUCUUAAAAAUGGACACGACUUUAUAAAACAAUCUCAGGUGAAGGACAAUCCUUCUGGUGAUUUUAAAGUGAUGUAUCGGCAUAUCUCAAAAGGAUCAUGGGCUUUUGCAGAUCAAGAUCUCGGAUGGCAAGUAUCUGAUUGCACUGCCGAAGCGUUAAAGUGCUGCCUUCUCUUCUCUACAAUGCCUCCUGAAAUAGUUGGUGAGGCAAUGGAUCCAGUGCGACUGUAUGACUCGGUGAAUGUUAUUCUUUCAUUACAGAGCAAGAAUGGGGGUUUAUCAGCGUGGGAACCUGCAGGGGCCCCAGAGUAUUUGGAGUUGUUAAAUCCUACUGAAUUUUUCGAGGAUAUUGUGAUUGAGCACGAGCAUGUUGAGUGCACUAGCUCGGCAAUCCAAGCACUUGUUCGUUUUAAGAAGCUAUACCCUGGACACCGAACCACGGAGGUUGACAAUUUUAUUAAUAAUGGUGUUAAAUAUAUUGAAGAUGUACAGGAGCCUGACGGUUCAUGGUAUGGUAACUGGGGCGUGUGCUUCAUAUACGCUUCCUGGUUUGCUCUUGGAGGGCUUGCUGCUGUAGGCUUGUCGUACAGCAACUGUGCAGCUGUUCGUAAAAGCGUAGAAUUUCUUUUAAGAACACAAAGGUCUGAUGGUGGUUGGGGAGAAAGCUACCGUUCUUGUCCUGACAAGGUAUAUCGAGAGCUUGAAACAGAACACUCGAAUCUUGUACAAACUGCAUGGGCAUUGAUGGGAUUGAUUCACUCUGGCCAGGUUGAGAGAGAUCCGAGGCCUCUCCACCGUGCAGCAAAGCUGUUAAUUAAUUCUCAGAUGGAAGAUGGUGACUUCCCACAACAGGAGAUAACUGGUGUUUUCUUGAGGAAUUGCAUGAUGCACUAUGCAUUAUAUAGGAAUAUAUUUCCAUUGUGGGGUUUGGCUGAAUACCGCAGGAAUGUCUUAGUACCAUUAAAACACAACUACAUAUAGAGAAUGCAAUUUGGGCCUUCCGCGGAUUCCGUAUAUAGCGGGAGCUUAGUGAAUCGAGUUGUCCGUUGUUUGUUUUUUGUGUUAAUGUAAGUGAUCACCCAAGUAGUGGUUAGAUAUGACUAUGAUCGACCUGUUAGGUUGUGGAGCCUGAUUAAUAUUUGUUAUACUGCAAUAUUUAUUCUCCAUUUAUUCUCUAUAACCUAAAAUACUCUGAAUUAUUAAUAUAUAUACCCACCGCCGUGGAAGUUUACUCACGGGGUGUUACCACGAAA
Molecule: messenger RNA, 2624 nt
Organism: Solanum lycopersicum (tomato)
Lineage: Eukaryota; Viridiplantae; Streptophyta; Magnoliopsida; Solanales; Solanaceae
Gene: TTS2
Product: delta-amyrin synthase
Biological process (GO): triterpenoid biosynthetic process
Cellular component (GO): lipid droplet
Molecular function (GO): beta-amyrin synthase activity
Source: RefSeq, marked provisional